Messenger RNA from Drosophila subobscura, 696 nucleotides. RefSeq lists its product as uncharacterized. NCBI's taxonomy places the organism in Eukaryota, Metazoa, Arthropoda, Insecta, Diptera, Drosophilidae. The record is from RefSeq and is a predicted model, not a curated record. The transcript is spliced from 2 exons. Bases 252 to 497 code for a protein of 81 amino acids.
GGGUUUUAUCAAUUCAAUGAAAAGACAAGCGAACCGACACUUAAGAAGUGCUACCCCCGAAUCAUAUAUAAUCAGUUAACUGCCGGCAUUUGAGCACGUUAGAGCCAGUUAGAGGAACGCUACGGUUGGCUCAAAUCAGAAUCCAAAUCAAAAUCAAAAUAAUUCCCGCUCUCGUCACUCGAAUUCGCAUUCGCUGGGAGACUCCCCCAACAAUCCAACCAACCAUACCAACAAAAAUCUGCGAGCUCGAAAUGUCUCUGCAACGCGUUCAUCAGCUGCUCCUUUAUUCGAUCUGCCUGAUGGCGGUGAUUGUGUUUUGUGCACCGGCGGGAAGCGAGUCGCGUCGUGUCAUCUUUUUGGCACCCAAUGGCAUACACCGCGGACAGAUCUUGGCCACGCAUGGCAUGGAGAAGCCUUGCCCCCAGUGCCACAUGCACGAUCAUCGCGGCAAUUGUCGCCGCAUCAUUUCGUACAAUGCAGAUGGCGUGCGCUGCUGAGGUGUGCCAGGAGAAGUGCCAGUGAAAGCGCCAAUAAAAAAAAACGGAAAGCAAAACCAAAAUAAAUCCAUCGAAACGAAUCUCUAACUCUCUCAAAAACCCAACAGCAUUAUUUGUGCUCUAUUUAUUUAUGUUAUUUAUCAGCCUCGCACGCGCUCCAGCACCCAAAAAUACACACACUUACCCCUACACCCACCCC